This is a messenger RNA of Rotaria socialis, 5820 nucleotides long. The record is from the annotation of a GenBank genome assembly. Lineage: Eukaryota; Metazoa; Rotifera; Eurotatoria; Philodinida; Philodinidae.
AUGGAUAAGAAUCAUUUAAAAAUCGAAAUCAAUAAUAUUCAUCAUAAUAAGCGUCGACUAUCAUCAAUAUCUUUCGACAUACCAAGCAGCACAUAUUUGUAUGAAAGAGAUCGUGUUUCACAGAAAAAUUCCUCGAUAAAUAUACAAUCACAUUUAUCACCAUCAAUUAAUCUCGAAGAAAACAAUGAAACUCAAUCACCAUAUCCUGGUUUGUCUGAAAAAGUAUUUUACUGUCUCAAACAAACAACAUCACCUCGUUAUCAAUGUUUACAAUUGAUAGCAUCGCCAUGGUUUGAACGUAUAAGUAUGCUUGUUAUUUUACUUAAUUGUAUCACACUUGGAAUGUAUCAACCAUGUGAACAUCAUUCGGAUGCACAAGAUUCGAAAAAAUGUGACACAGCACGUUGUCUUUGGUUACGUGCAGCUGAUUAUUUUAUUUUUGCAUAUUUUACUAUUGAAAUGUGUAUUAAAAUGACAGCGAUGGGAAUAUUUGGUAAAGGAGCUUAUCUAGCUGAUACAUGGAAUAGAUUGGAUUGUUUCAUUGUUGUUUCUGGGCUCUUGGAAUCAGUUAUACCUGGUGAUAAUUUAAAUCUAUCAGCUAUACGUACAAUUCGAGUUCUUCGCCCACUACGUGCAAUUAAUCGUGUUCCAUCGAUGCGGAUACUUGUCAUGUUAUUACUUGAUACAUUUCCAAUGCUUGGAAAUGUUUUACUUCUUUGCUUUUUUGUCUUCUUUAUAUUCGGCAUUAUUGGUGUGCAAUUGUGGAAAGGUUUAUUACGACAUCGUUGCUUUUUACAAUUCAACACAACCAAUAUACUUGAUCAAGCAUUAUUUGAGAGUUUUCAGUUACCAGUAUAUUAUAUUCCGCGUGAUCAAGAUUCAUUUGUUUGUUCAUUUCCUCAAUCAAAUGGAAUGACAAAAUGUUCAGAUGUACCAAAAUUACGAAAAGGAAAUAUGACGUGCGAACUUGAUUUGCAUAUGUAUAAUGAACAAUUAUCAAAUAAUCCGCACAAACCAAUCAAUGGGUGUAUUAAUUGGAAUCAAUACUAUACAUUUUGUAAUGUUUCGGAUCACAAUCCUUAUUCAGGUUCAAUUAGUUUUGAUCAUAUUGGCUUAGCAUGGAUUGCUAUCUUUCAAAUAAUUAGUCAAGAAAGUUGGGUGAAUAUAAUGUAUUAUAUUCAAGAUGUUCAUUCAUUUUGGGAUUGGAUUUAUUUUGUGUUCUUGAUUAUUAUUGGUUCAUUUUUUUUGAUUAACUUAUGUCUCGUGGUUAUUGCAACACAAUUUAGCGAAACAAAAAAACGCGAAACAGAACGAAUGCUAAACGAGCGAAGACGUUAUUCACGUUCAUCAAGUGCACGAGUGACUGAUGAACACAGUUCGUGCUGGGCAAAUACAAUUACGUAUCUUGAAUAUUUAUGGAAAAAAGCAUUUAAAAAAAUGCUUAUUUCAUGGAAAAACUAUCGACUGAAAGAUUUAAAUGUCAACAAAAAAAGUCGUCAAACAGAAACUGAAAAUAAUAAUCAAACAACCAUUGAACUCCAGCGAAAACCUAAUUCGACAAUAAAUUUAACUUCAUUUCGAAAUUUCGAUAUUAUUCAUCGUCCGUAUUGUCGAUAUCAUCAACUAACGCAUUGUUCAUCCAUUCAAACACCACCAUAUUUAUGUUCAUCGUCUACUAUUGGACUAGCAGGUAAUUCUCAUCAACUAGAUGUUGUCAAUUUACCCCAAGCAGGAAACACUUCGUCGCUAGAACUUCAAAUGGUUCCAGAUUCAUCAUCAUUUUCCUAUGAACCUGACAAUAAUUCAGUUCCAUCAAUGUCAAUUUAUAGAAAAAUAAUGAAACCUCUUCAUGUAGAUCUUGAAACCGAAGAUAAAAAUCAAUGUGAUUGCUAUCCUGAAAAUACUAUACCCGAUGGAUUAAUCAUGCAAAGUGAAACUGAAGAACAAGAUAAUGUUGAAGAAGAAAAUAGUAUAAAACCCAAAUCCAAAUUAUCUAAAUUUUUUAAUCGAUAUAUUUGGUCAUGUUUUCGUAAUUUUCAACAAUCUGUAGCAAAAUUCGUUGAAAGUAAAUAUUUUAGUCAUAUCGUUUUAUCAGCUAUUCUUAUGAACACUAUACUGAUGAGCGCUGAGUAUCACGGACAACCACAAGCAUUAACGAAUGCAUUGGAAUAUAGUAAUUUCGCAUUCGCAUUAGUAUAUGCUGCUGAAAUGAUGUUAAAAAUAAUUACCGACGGUUAUUUAAAAUAUAUUAAAAAUAUUUAUAAUUUGCUCGAUAGUGGCAUCGUCAUUAUCAGUAUUAUUGAAUUGCAAGGACAUCGAAACAGUGGUUUAAGUGUUUUGCGUACAUUUAGAUUAUUACGUGUGCUUAAACUUGUUAGAUAUAUGCCCGCAUUGAGACAACAACUGGUUGUAAUGCUGCAAACAAUCGAUAAUGUGGCAACAUUUUUCUCGCUAUUACUUUUGUUUAUUUUCAUUUUCAGCAUAUUGGGUAUGAAUCUGUUUGGUUGUAAAUUUUGUAAGAACCCAGAGAAUGAUAACAAUGAAACUGCGGAAUCUGAAUGUCCACGAAAGAACUUUGAUUCUCUUCUAUGGGCAACAAUAACUGUGUUUCAAGUUUUAACUCAAGAAGAUUGGCACGGCGUGCUUUACAGUGGAAUGAAAAAUACAAAUGCAUGGGCAGCAUUAUAUUUUAUAGCAUUAAUGACAUUUGGAAAUUACGUUUUAUUUAAUUUACUUGUUGCCAUUCUCGUCGAAGGAUUUUCAUCAGAUAAAGGACCCGCUAAUACCGAUGCUGAAAGUACGCCAAAUCGAUUGGCAAAUAUUGAUCCAUUCACAACGCAAGCACUUCUCACAGGAUAUAUUGAAAAACUUUCGCAUCCACAUGAGCCAAGCAUCGAUCAAUCAAAAAGGUGCAAUCAAGAACCUAAGGCUUCUGAAAUAAAAGGUAUAAAAAAAAACGAUUAUCUUCUAAUUCAAAUAAAACUUUAUCUUUCAGAAAUGAAAACGAUUCGCAUACCUAGAAUUGCCAUAAGCAAUCAGCAUACUGCAGGUUUAAGUAUCGCUAAAAAUCAUUUUAAACCAAAUGCAAAUCAACAUUCAAAUUCCUCAUCGCCCUAUAAAUCAAUCACAAAAAUGCAUUCGUCAGAACAACAAUCAUUAUCGUCAUUAAGUUUUCACACGUGCAUUCAAUCGUCGAAUGUAUUUUUAUCACGUCAACACAGGUCUUCUAUUACGUCAAUGAAAAAUCGCUCAUCGACAUCCGUUAACGAUGAUUAUCUUCAAAUAUAUGAUAAUGUUAAAAGUCAAUCGCUAUUAAGUCCUAUGCAAAGAAGAAGUUCUAAUCAAGAAUCAUUAAAAAACCGUUCGUUUGGCUAUAAAGAUCAAUAUAUUAGUCAAGAAAUAAAUGAAUCGAAUCUACUCUGUAAACGACGAUCAACGAUUGAUAGUUCUAAUUAUUCACGAAGCCAAAAAGAAACAUCGAGUGUAUAUGAAACACCAAAGCAUAAUCACACCGCGCCAUACUUAACGAAUCCUUACCGAAUAGAUGGUGAUAAAAUCUCGAACGUAUCGAUAACAACAAUGAGUAAUCAAAGUGACAUGCAAAAUAAUUUAAGACAAAAUCAAAAUAAACAAAACCGAGGGAUCUGUCGAACGUAUUUAACGCGUUUUUGCGACAAUCGAUUCUGCAAGUAUUUCGACGACCGUGAAAACUAUGCACUGUAUAUAUUUUCACCAGAGAACAGAUUUCGUCAAAUGUUGAAGCGAUUAGUUGUUAAAAAGUCAUUUGAUCAUUUAACUUUAAUUUUCAUUGCUCUUAAUUGUAUAACAGUUGCUAUGGAAAGUCCAACAAUUCCAGCAGCAAGUUUUGAACGACUUUUCUUAAAUAUAACGAAUGUUAUUUUUACAAUCGUAUUUACAAUUGAAAUGAUGGCAAAAGUUAUUGCGGUUGGUUUUGUGUUUGGCCCAGAUACUUAUUUACAUAGUGGAUGGAAUGCAAUGGAUGGUUUGCUUGUUUUAAUAUCGAUUGUUGAUCUUGUUGCAAUGCAUCAAGCGGCACUAAUAUCAUCGAAUCCGAAAUCAGAAGGAGCAACUCAUAUAUUUAUUAUCAAUCGAGUACGUGGUCUCAAACUUGUUUUACAAACAUUAAUUUCAUCAUUACAACCUAUCGGUCACAUUGUUGUGAUCUGUUGUACAUUUUUUAUUAUUUUUGGUAUUCUUGGAGUUCAGCUAUUCAAAGGUAAAUUUUACUAUUGCGAAGGCCCAUAUUCUCGUAAUGUAACAACACGACAACAAUGCGAAGGUAUGCCUGAUCAUCGUUGGAAAAAUCAACAAUAUAAUUUUGACAAUCUCGGUCAAGCAUUGUUAUGUUUGUUCGUUUUGUCAUCACGUGAUGGUUGGGUACAAAUAAUGUACAAUGGUAUCGAUGCUGUUGAGGUCGAUGUACAACCCAUAAGAAAUUACAAUCCAGCAAAAAUCGUUUAUUUUAUUUCAUUUCUAUUACUUGUUGGCUUUUGUAUAUUGAAUAUGUUCGUUGGUGUUGUUGUAGAGAAUUUUCAUAAAUGUCGUGCCGAACAAGAACGCGAAGAAAAGGAAAUGCGCUUAGCUGAGUGCGCAAGAAAACUUGAAGCUAAACGACGCCGCAUGCUUAAAAUACCAUAUUAUGUACAUUUUGGUCUAUGGAGAAGACGCUUACAUCGUAUAUGUACUAGUAAAUAUUUUGACUUAAUCGUUGCUACUAUUAUCAUACUCAAUGUUGUCACAAUGUCAUUAGAAUUCUAUUUAAUGCCGCCGGCUUUGAAUAUCGUUCUUGAUUAUUGUAAUUAUACAUUUACAGUUGUAUUCAUAAUCGAAGCCAUAUCAAAGACUAUUGCUCUCGGGCCAUUACGUUAUUUAAAAGACAGAUGGAAUCAAAUUGAUAUUGCAAUUGUUAUUUUAUCGAUUUCUGGCAUUAUUGUAGAAAAAAUGAACAAUGGACAUAUACUUCCAAUUAAUCCAACACUUAUACGUGUUAUGAGAGUGUUAAGGAUUGCGCGAGUAUUAAAACUAUUGAAAAUGGCCAAAGGUAUUCGCGCUUUACUAAAUACGGUCAUGGAAGCUCUUCCACAAGUUGGAAAUUUGAGUCUUCUAUUUCUUCUUCUCUUCUUUAUUUUUGCUGCACUCGGUGUUGAGCUAUUUGGAAGAUUAGAAUGUAGCGAUGAACGACCUUGUGCCGGACUCGAUAAACAUGCGCACUUUAAAGUGUUUGGUAUGUCAUUUUUAACACUAUUUCGUAUUGCAACUGGUGAUAAUUGGAAUGGAAUUAUGAAAGAUGCAUUACGUGCAGACGAUUCAAUACAUGAUGGAAAAAAUGGUUUCAUGAGUAUAAUCGCACCGAUUUAUUUUGUUGCUUUUGUUCUUAUGGCACAAUUCGUUCUUGUUAAUGUUGUUGUUGCUGUAUUAAUGAAAAAACUUGAUGAGUCAAAUCAAAUGAUGACUGAUGAUGCCGAAACUGAUGAAGACACUGAACGACAUUUAACAGCUAUUGCGAGUGCGCAAGAUUAUUCAAAAAAAGCAUUUCUUAAUAAUAAAUAUCCAGUAUUUGCAGACUAUAAUUAUAUUCCGUAUUUUCCAUGUAAAAGACGAUUAUCUUUGCCAACAAAUUUUACAUUUCAUUCAAUAGUUUCAGCCGAGGAACGUGCAGAAAAAGACAAAUUAACAUUAAAAGUCAAAGCACAGUCACUAUCAUCGACUAUCAGUACGAUUUCUCGUAGUGUAACACCAAUACCAAAUGAAGCAGUACCUCAAAAUAAAAUUGAAGAAAAUCUCACAUUAAAUACUUGA